AUGGCAGCCAUGAACGAAGCCUCGCCGCUCGUGCCGGCCAAGUCGGCGCCUCUCAACGAAGGCGCGCUGCGCGCCAAGACCAAGCUGCAGUGGGCCUGCCUCUUCGCGCUCGUCUUCAUGUUUGCCGAAGUCGUCGGUGGCUUCAUGGCCGGCUCGCUCGCCAUCAUGACGGAC
Messenger RNA from Saprolegnia parasitica CBS 223.65, 174 nucleotides. RefSeq lists its product as hypothetical. NCBI's taxonomy places the organism in Eukaryota, Oomycota, Saprolegniomycetes, Saprolegniales, Saprolegniaceae. The transcript has a single exon. The record is from RefSeq and is a predicted model, not a curated record. The annotation marks the transcript as partial.